UGCCUCAUCAAACAGUGUUGAUCAGUCAGCUAAGUUAGACCAGUGAGCGCCAGAAGCGAUGGAAGUGGGAAGCAUGUCCAUUGGCGCCGCGACCAGCUCCAUCUCUGUCCCGCAGCAGCUCAAAUGUUCCGGGAGCGAAACUUACCUGCAGGGUAACAAAGACGGGCAGUGCUCUGGUCCCUCCAAAGUCUGGCUGGCUUACAAACACGCAUCACAGCAGCUGAGUUCAUCUGGAAUCAAAGCGGGCCUGGGUUUACUUAAAGUAGCCACGUUUCAGUGGAAACAGGAGAAGGAGAGAGGCAGUGCCAAGAGCAACUAUCCCAACAAGAGAUCCCCGCUGGAUCAGCUGGCAGCUUUAGUUUUCCAAGGUCCGACCCGCCGCAGUGGUCUGGAGCACCGUCAGGACCCACUUUACUCCACCAAGCCGCAGAACUGUAAACGCAUCGUUGUUCUGGGUGCGCCUCGGGUUGGUAAGACCUCCAUCCUCAGAAGAUACCUCUGGGAUGGGUUUGUGGAGGAGUACAAUCCGACCUCUGAGGAUUUCCUUAGGAAAUUGUAUUGCAUACGCGGGGAGACCUACCAAAUAGACAUUCUUGAUGCGUCCAGGGAGAGGGACUUCCCUGCCAAGCGGCGACUCUCCAUUCUCACUGGAGACAUUUUCCUGCUUGUCUUCAGCCUCGACGACAGGAGCUCUUUCGAGGAGGUGUGCACCCUGCGAGAAGAAAUUUUGGCCGCUAAAUCCAAACUCACCAAGUCCGCUGUGCCGGGGCACUGUGCACCGCAGCGGGUCCCGCUUGUGGUCUGCGCCAAUAAGGUGGAUCUGGAAUCUCAGACAGGGAUUUCUCAUGCAGAUGUGCUCAAAGCACUCGGGGGCGACUGCACCUAUUUUGAAACAUCUGCAAAGGACAACACCAAUCUCGACAAAGUCUUCGAGACACUGGCGAUGCGAGGCGGUCUUCCUAUGGAAACGGGCCCAUUUCAGCACCGCAAAGUGUCCCUUCGGUCGUACCAGGACAUGCGGACGGACCGUUCAACAUGGAAGGAAGGAAGGGUUGCCAAACGAGAUGACCCCUGCGGUACCCUGUACCCACUGGCCCGUCGGCCGAGCUUUGCCACUGAUCUCCGACAAAUAAUUGGGCCACAGAAACGACCCGAACCGGGCCUAAGAUUGGAGAAAUGUAAUAUUCAGUGAGCGGAGAAUGGACUGAGAACGAGUAAAACAACAAAUGCUUACGUUUAUUCUAGAAUAAAUGUCAGUAAAUGCUUUAUUUAGAUGUUUUUAAAUAAAUUAUUUUGAUUAAAAUAAUGCGUGUUUCAUUAUCUUUUCACAAUUCUGUUUCAGAACAUUGCAGCAAUUAUCAAGCAUGGUGGUGAUGGCAUCAUGCUGAGUGUAUCGACAAAGUGGAUCAAAAUAUGAAGCGGAAGAACAAAUGAAAGCAUCUAUCUAUCUAUCUAUCUAUCUAUCUAUCUAUCUAUCUAUCUAUCUAUCUAUCUAUCUAUCUAUCUAUCUAUCUAUCUAUCUAUCUAUCUAUCUAUCUAUCUAUCUAUCUAUCUAUCUAUCUAUCUAUCUAUCUAUCUAUCUAUCUAUCUAUCUAUCUAUCUAUCUAUCUAUCUAUCUAUCUACCUACCUAAGAACUUGAUGGGCACAGUGGGAGGAUGUUGACUCAGGAACUUGGAACCUUGAUUAUGUUCACCGUUACAUAACCUGUGUUCAGAAAUCUAUUACAACAUCUCCGUUUUCCUGCCCACUUGUUUUUUCUUCUCCUCUAUGUGUGUGUUUGUUUUAAUAUGUAAUAACUGAAUCAUGAUUGCCAGAAAUCCCACACACCCUUAGCGCUCAGAUAAAGGCAGAGUUUACCAGUUGGCCAAUGACUUCUACAACCUACACUUCUCUAGAAAUAAUUCUCAGAGCUGACAUUUGGAGAGCCCAUGAAUACAUUUGAUUUCUUUGACUUGAUCACAUGCAAAAAGGAUGUGUGGCACGUAUACCAUCCACAAAAGAAAAACAAAAAGGGGCAAAAAUUAGCUGAUAUCGAAACCUUUCAUACAACUGUCACUCUAAAUGGUUUUAUGUGUAAUAAAAUGAAUAAAAGUUCAGAUUUGCUUCUGCC
Messenger RNA from Girardinichthys multiradiatus, 2111 nucleotides. It is a transcript of the gene rasd2b, whose product is annotated as GTP-binding protein Rhes. The record is from RefSeq and is a predicted model, not a curated record. The transcript is spliced from 2 exons. NCBI's taxonomy places the organism in Eukaryota, Metazoa, Chordata, Actinopteri, Cyprinodontiformes, Goodeidae. Gene Ontology annotation, molecular function: GTPase activity; GTP binding. Bases 59 to 1192 code for a protein of 377 amino acids.